Messenger RNA from Daldinia decipiens, 1124 nucleotides. RefSeq names its product prenyltransferase. Gene Ontology annotation, molecular function: 4-hydroxybenzoate polyprenyltransferase activity. The record is from RefSeq and is a predicted model, not a curated record. Gene Ontology annotation, biological process: ubiquinone biosynthetic process. Gene Ontology annotation, cellular component: mitochondrial inner membrane. NCBI's taxonomy places the organism in Eukaryota, Fungi, Ascomycota, Sordariomycetes, Xylariales, Hypoxylaceae. Bases 130 to 1107 code for a protein of 325 amino acids. The transcript has a single exon.
GAACAAUACAAGCUCUACAAGACACACGAGAUCUAUUUUCCUUUAUAUACAAGUAUCAUAUUCAGAUAUCCCAUGCGUAUCUUAAUAUUACUCCAUCCUGUCACCCCUUGAACUUGUUUUCUUUGCAAAAUGGACAAGAAAAUGGAAAACAGAUGCAGCAUGAAUGACAACAAAAACGAAUCUCUGUCCCAGCAAUACGGAGGAGUUCACUCUAGCGGAUGGGUUGAUCUUCUUCCCAGCUCAUGGGUGCCCUACGUACAGCUUGCCCGUCUUAGCCCGCCAGCUGCGCUCUUCUUGAUUUACCUUCCUCACUUCUUCGGUAUCAUACACGCAGCAAGGAUGGAGAGGCAUGAUCUGUCUGAUGUCCUGCGAUCAUGUAUCUUGCUGCUGGGAGGAAGCCUUUUUUACUCGAAUGCUGCACACGCUUGGAACGACCUUAUCGACGCGCCGAUCGAUAAACGCGUAGCUCGAACUAAAAACCGACCCAUAGUACGAGGAGACAUAACUAUGACGGCAGCGUUCGUGUUCGCCUUGUCGCAAGCGCUCUGCGCUGCUUGCUUCUUAUCUUUCCUCCCUCGAUGCACGGCGAUAUCAACAAUACCGAGUAUUAUAGGGGCAACGUAUUACCCGUGGGCGAAGCUACAUACACACUUUCCCCAACUGAUCUUGGGAUUUUGCUUAUCUUGGGGUGCUGUGGUAGGAGCCUCAACUUUAGGUAUAGAGAAACCGUGGACUGAGACGCCUGUUAUAUGUUUGAUCGCCGCUUUGAUUCUCUGGAUAACUAUCUACGAUACUAUUUACGCAUAUCAAGAUAUCACCGAUGAUGAAAAGGUAGGAGUAAAAAGCACAGCCGUUCUAUUCAAAGAGAGCACGAAGAGUAUGCUAUGGUUUCUUCUCAUUCUAAAAGGGGGGUUCUUGGUUGGAUAUGGGGGUUUGACUGAAGCAGGAGUUGGGUAUUAUGUUAUCGCCUUUGGGGGAUCCGUGCUAUCAUUAGGGGCUAUGAUCGCGAGUGUCGACCUUAAAGAUCAGGCCAGUUGCUGGUGGUGGUUUUCAGUUGGCUUUUGGUUUACCGGAGGGUCACUUGCAUUCGGUCUAAUAUUCGGGUGAGUAUACGUCAAAUUCCU